Molecule: messenger RNA, 1689 nt
Organism: Symphalangus syndactylus (siamang)
Lineage: Eukaryota; Metazoa; Chordata; Mammalia; Primates; Hylobatidae
Product: transcription factor Dp-1-like
Biological process (GO): regulation of transcription by RNA polymerase II; regulation of cell cycle
Cellular component (GO): nucleus; transcription regulator complex
Molecular function (GO): RNA polymerase II transcription regulatory region sequence-specific DNA binding; DNA-binding transcription factor activity, RNA polymerase II-specific
Source: RefSeq, a predicted model, not a curated record
CGGGACCCCGGAGCUGCGCCCAGAAAAAUCAUUUUUCUUUUCUGGGAAGGUGAACAUUUGUAGCAUUGAUUUCCCGGAUCUGGUAACAUGGCAAAAGAUGCUGGUCUAAUUGAAGCCAACGGAGAACUCAAGGUCUUCAUAGACCAGAACCUUAGUUCCGGAAAAGGCGUGGUGUCCCUCGUGGCCGUUCACCCCUCCACCGUCAACCCGCUCGGGAAACAGCUCUUGCCAAAAACCUUUGGACAGUCCAAUGUCAGCAUUGCCCAGCAAGUGGUGAUUGGUAUGCCUCAGAGACCUGCAGCGUCAAACACCCUGGUGGUAGGAAGCUCACACACCCCCAGCACUCACUUUGCCUCUCAGAACCAGCCUUCUGAUUCCUCACCUCGGUCUGCAGGGAAGCGCAACAGGAAAGGAGAGAAUUGCAAGGGCCUGCGGCAUUUCUCCAUGAAGGUCUGCGAGAAGGUGCAGAGGAAAGGGACCACUUCCUACAACGAAGUGGCGGACGAGCUGGUCGCGGAGUUCAGUGCUGCCGACAACCACAUCUUACCAAACGAGUCAGUUUAUGACCAGAAAAACAUAAGACGGCGCGUCUAUGAUGCCUUAAACGUGCUGAUGGCCAUGAACAUCAUCUCCAAGGAGAAGAAGGAGAUUAAGUGGAUUGGUCUGCCCACCAACUCGGCUCAGGAAUGUCAGAACUUACAGGUGGAAAGACAGAGGAGACUUGAAAGAAUAAAGCAGAAACAGUCUCAACUUCAAGAACUUAUUCUACAGCAAAUUGCCUUCAAGAACCUGGUGCAGAGAAACCGGCACGCAGAGCAGCAGGCCAGCCAGCCGCCACCACCCAACUCGGUCAUCCACCUGCCCUUUAUCAUCGUCAACACCAGCAAGAAGACCGUCAUCGACUGUAGCAUCUCCAACGACAAACUCGAGUAUCUGUUUAAUUUUGACAACACAUUUGAAAUCCAAGGUGACAUAGAAGUGCUGAAGCGGAUGGGCAUGGCUUGCUGGCUGGAGUCCGGGAGCUGCUCUGCUGAAGACCUUAGAAUGGCCAGAAGUCUAGUCCCAAAGGCGCUGGAGCCGUAUGUGACAGAAAUGGCUCAGGGAACUGUUGGAGGCGUGUUCAUCACAGCGGCAGGUUCCACGUCUAAAGGCACGAGGUUCUCUGCCAGUGACCUGACCAACGGUGCAGAUGGGAUGCUGGCCACAAGCUCCAAGAGGUCUCAGUACAGCGGCUCCAGGGUGGAGACCCCGGUGUCCUACGUCGGGGAGGAGGACGAGGAGGAUGAUGACUUCAACGAGAAUGACAAGGACGACUGACGUCCUCCCCACUUCACAUUCAGCUUCAGGAAAACAUUUAGGGAAAAGAAACUUUUUUUUUUUAAUGUGGGUUUUCUGUCCUUUUGUCCUACUCCCAAGAAGAUAUUGGUAAGCUAUUUAAUUUAGAUAUGCACCUCUGAUAAGCAAGGAUUGUUUCCUGUAGGAUUAGGACGUGCUGUGGAUGUGUGUUUUGAUACCAGUGUGCUGAUGCAGAGCGUUUAUUUACUUUUUAGUAUUUUGUGUUUUCAUUUUAUAUUUUUCUUUAAGUGCAGAGUUCAUUUUUGCCCCUGAACAGUUUUGCUGAGUUUGCUGAAGAAAUUGUAUUUCAUCAACAUGCAUGAAAAUAAAACGCCCUCCUGUUGUGGAUGGUGA